This is a messenger RNA of Paramecium sonneborni, 183 nucleotides long. The record is from the annotation of a GenBank genome assembly. NCBI's taxonomy places the organism in Eukaryota, Ciliophora, Oligohymenophorea, Peniculida, Parameciidae.
AUGAAAAUGAUUUUCACCUUCUAAGAUUCACUUAAUUAACUUUUAUCCAACUAAAAAUACAAGCGUUUCUAUUCAAAAAUAAUAUACUCUUUUUUGAUAUCGGCUGUUUAAAGUAAUACCAUAAAAAUGUAUCAAAAUGUUCGGAUCCUUAAAUUCUCAAAAUAUUGGAAUUUUAAAAAUUGA